Messenger RNA from Trichophyton verrucosum HKI 0517, 243 nucleotides. RefSeq lists its product as uncharacterized. The coding region runs from base 1 to 243 and encodes 80 amino acids. Lineage: Eukaryota; Fungi; Ascomycota; Eurotiomycetes; Onygenales; Arthrodermataceae. The record is from RefSeq and is a predicted model, not a curated record. The transcript has a single exon.
AUGUUUAUGUUGAUGUUGAUGUUUUAUGCUGGCUGUAACUCGUUGAAGUUGAAGGAGAGACGAGGCUGGGCCGGUGGAGGCAUCGCCAAGCAGUCGGACAGACAGGGGGACCAAGGCAUGGCAGAGGAUGAAGUUGAGGAUGAAGUUGGAAGUCGAGAUAAGAUGCUCUCUAGCUGCAGUUGUUACUUGUUAACUACUCUGUUGCUGCUGACUGGUCUUUCACUUGUAGAGCUCUGCUUGUAA